GUCAAACUGAAGGGAGGAGGGCAAACUCGGAGAGGCGGGGCUCGGUGCCACGGAGAAGCCGGGACGACCCGCGGCCCCCCACCCCCACCCGGUCCCAGAUCCGGGAUACCAGCGCUAGCCGCGGGGUCCGCGCGCGCUCUCAGCCAGAUGGCGGACCCCUGCCCAGAUCGUGAAUCAGAGCUCGAAUCCGUGUUCCCGCGGGAAGUCGGGCUCUUCGCGGACUCUUACUCGGAGAAGAUACGGUUCUGUUUCUGUGGGCACGUGCUGAGCAUCACACAGAACUUCGGGUCCCGCCUUGGGGUGGCGGCGCGCGUGUGGGACGCGGCUCUGAGCCUGUGCAACUAUUUUGAAAGUCAAAAUGUGGAUUUCCGAGACAAGAAAGUGAUCGAACUAGGCGCAGGGACGGGCAUCGUGGGGAUCUUGGCCGCGCUGCAGGGGGGGGAUGUUACCAUCACUGACCUGCCCCUGGCCCUAGAGCAGAUCCAGGGCAACGUCCAGGCCAAUGUGCCAGCUGGAGGCCAGGCCCAGGUCCGCGCCUUGUCCUGGGGGAUUGACCAGCAUGUCUUCCCUGGAGACUAUGACCUGGUGCUGGGGGCUGAUAUCGUGUACCUGGAGCCCACCUUCCCACUGCUGCUGGGCACUCUCCAACACCUAUGCGGGCCCCAUGGCACCAUCUAUCUGGCCUCCAAGAUGAGAGAGGAGCACGGGACAGAGAGCUUCUUUCAGCACCUCCUGCCCCAGCAUUUCCAACUGGAGCUGGCCCAGCGGGAUGAGGAUGAGAAUGUCAACAUCUAUAGGGCCAGGCACAGGGAACCAAGACCUGCUUGACAUCACCCUUCUGCUCCUCUGAACCCCUUGUCCUAAGAAAGGAACUGCUGUAUCUCCAAAGCCAUAAACAUGGGGAAGAAAAGUCUGGGUUUCCCUUGCCUCUCUCUUUCCUCCUUCCCUCUUUGUUGCCCCAGAUACUCUUAGGCUGAUGCAGGGAGGUGCCUGCUUGCUAGGAAUCUUAGAGCCCUAAAUAGCACUGGGUUAGAGCACAAAGGAAGUUCCCAGUUCCCAUUCUCAGAGGACAAAAUGAGGAAGGUGU
Messenger RNA from Neomonachus schauinslandi (Hawaiian monk seal), 1087 nucleotides. It is a transcript of the gene EEF1AKMT3, whose product is annotated as EEF1A lysine methyltransferase 3. Gene Ontology annotation, molecular function: protein-lysine N-methyltransferase activity. The transcript is spliced from 3 exons. The record is from RefSeq and is a predicted model, not a curated record. Bases 148 to 828 code for a protein of 226 amino acids. NCBI's taxonomy places the organism in Eukaryota, Metazoa, Chordata, Mammalia, Carnivora, Phocidae. Gene Ontology annotation, biological process: peptidyl-lysine methylation. Gene Ontology annotation, cellular component: cytosol; cytoplasm.